AUGGUUUCUGAAAUGGUUUCAGACUCAAGUGACGACGACCCCUCCAUUUCUAAGGUGGACGAGGACGGUAGCGAAAAUGGCUUAAUCGAGGAUAGUAGCGAUGAUUCCUCAAUAGAAGAGGAUUCCGAAGAGUCAAAACCAGAUGCAGCUGAUAUAGAAGAUGAAUCUUCUUCAGAUUUAAAGACGGAAGUAUGGAGAAAUGAUCUGCGUCCCCUGGAAAGUGAUGAACACCUGGAAUUGUCCCCCGGAUGCUACGAUAUGUUGCAUAGAAUCACGCUAGAUUGGUCAUGUUUGUCGUUUGACAUCCUUAAAGAUGACCUGGGAGCGUGCAGAGUGAAUUUUCCAAUGGAGUGUUACGUAGUAUCGGGAACGCAGCCAGGAACAAAACGAGAAAUGGACGCACAGAUACACGUGAUGAGGUGGUCGAACUUGACGAAAAACUUCGGGGAGAUAAACGAGGACCUGGAAGAAGACGAAGAGGACUGCAUAUUUAAAACAUCAAGCAUAAAGCACAAGGGAAUCGUUAACAGAAUACGAGCAUGUCCACAGUCAAGCAGAUUAGUGUGCUCACUGUCGGCAAACGGGAGUGUGUACAUAUGGGAUAUACAGAAUCAACUAAACCAAGUAAAAUCAGGUACAAUAUAUGCAAAUGUAACACUGGAAACGAGUAAACACGACGAUUCGAAGGAAACACAUAAAUCAACACCACUUUACACCGGUAAAUUACACAGUAACGAGGGUUACGGAGUUGGAUGGAGCUCAUUGACCACAGGUCUCCUGGCAACAGGAGAUUGCGAUGGAACACUGGUGUGUUACGAGCCAGUGGAGGGAGGAUGGAAGGACUCACAGCUGCAGCAUUUUGGAACCUCAGUGGAGGACAUAAGGUGGAGUUACACAGAUGCAAACGUGUUACUGGCAGCUUGCUGUGACGGCAAAGUGAAGUUGGUGGACGUCAGAGAUAGAAAGGUGGCUUCUGAAAUCACAGUAACCAAUGCCGACGUUAACGCAAUAUCGAUUAACCCCGUGGAUAACAACUUAGUGUUGGCAGGAUCUGAGGACGGCACGGCGAAGAUAUACGACUUAAGGUUCCCGGAGGCUCACAUGUCAAACCUGAAGUGGCACAACAAGGCAAUAACGUCAGUGGACUGGCACCCCCUGGACUCGUCAGUGUGCGCAGUGAGUUCAAGAGACGACUCGGUGUCGAUAUGGGACGUAUCAAUAGAGUCGGAAACAAACGUGAAUGAGGGCGACCUGCCACAGCAGAUGCUGUUCCUGCACAUGGAUCAGCAGGAGAUAACGGAGCUGAUGUUCCACAGAAACAUACCAGGAGUGAUAAUCACAACAGCGCUAGACGGAUUUAACAUUUUUAAGACAGUAAACGUGGAUUAG
Theileria orientalis strain Shintoku is the source of this 1389-nucleotide messenger RNA. RefSeq lists its product as uncharacterized. Lineage: Eukaryota; Apicomplexa; Aconoidasida; Piroplasmida; Theileriidae. The transcript has 4 exons. The coding region runs from base 1 to 1389 and encodes 462 amino acids. Gene Ontology annotation, molecular function: protein binding. The record is from RefSeq and is a predicted model, not a curated record.